Molecule: messenger RNA, 1570 nt
Organism: Schistosoma guineensis
Lineage: Eukaryota; Metazoa; Platyhelminthes; Trematoda; Strigeidida; Schistosomatidae
Source: the annotation of a GenBank genome assembly
AACCGAAGCAGGUGGUUUUCUUAGGGGGUCACUCCCCGAGCCUUCGACCUGAAGGUCUGUGUAAAAUGUAAUCGAUAGACGAACUCACCAAUAAUAAAGGGAAACGCCCACCACCACAGUAACUCCCUUUGACCUUGUACUACUGUAUCUCUUUAUUAACCAAUCACAAUUUGAUGUUCAUUGUAAAACAAUAUUUGCUUGUUGACUCGUUUUUCCUAUUCUCUGGCUACUGUUCGACUUUCAAGAUAACCAACAAAUGGAAGUGGAUAUUAAUGUUGAUGUCAGCAAUGUGACCUCUGGAACAGGCUCUGCAUCAGUGCUCUUACAUCCACUUGUUAUUUUAAAUAUAUCUGAACAUUGGACGCGUAACAAAGUGAAGGAAAACUCUAUAGCUGUUACAGUGUAUGGAGCUUUGCUCGGGAAACAAGAAGGUCACCAUGUUGAAAUAUCAAAUUCCUUUGAGUUAUUACUUGAUGAACCACACAUGUCAGUUAACUCUGAGUUUUACAGCACUCGUGAAUCUCAAUGCAAACAAGUUUAUCCAGAUUUAGACAUAGUUGGUUGGUAUACCACUGGUGGUGCUAUCAAUGAAAAAGAUGAGUUAUUCAACAGACAGAUGCUAGAACUUAAUGAAUCUCUCCUCAUAUUAAAAUUAGACCCUCUACAAACGUGUGGAGAGAACCUGCCAAUCGGGGUUUAUGAGUCAGUAGUGGAUAACGAUGGGAGAGUUCACUUUAGACAGGUACUAUAUACUUUAGCAACUGAUGAAGCAGAACGUAUUGGUAUCGAUUAUGUUGCACGUAUUUCAAUGUCAUCUACUGAUCAGACUUCAUCAAUGACUGCGGAACAUUUACUAGGAAAUUAUCAGGCCAUUCAAAUGUUAAGCAGUCGCCUUCAGCUAAUAAGAUCUUAUGUCGCAGCUGUUGCAGCAGGAGAAUUACCACCGAAUAGAGCACGACUGAGGGAGAUCAAUGCUUUAGUUAAACGAAUCCCUUUCAUGCCUCCUUCAGCAGCCGAACAAAAUGACAAUUUGUACCGUCAAGCCAAUGAUGUAUGUCUGACAGCAUUGCUUGCCAGCAUAACUCAAGGUUUACAUACACUCUACGGUUGUAUGAUCAAAACAUCUCACGUUAUAGAUCGCCGAUCUAUUCCUUUGAGUGUGGGAAGUGGAAUUAUGGACUCAGGUUCCAGUCGUUUUGCUAAAGUUUCCCACUCAAUGGGUAAUUCUAAUUGAGAAGGCAAAAUGUGUAUUUUGUGAAUAGAGUCAGCUUACGUUAUAUAAACCGAGAAUAUAUUUCUGUAGUUGUACAUAUCGACGUCACAAUUUUCUUCGAUUCACAAUACUCAAGAACCAUUUGGAUAAAAUCAUAUAUUUGAUUGUACGUUGGCUUGUAUAUAAUCAUAUACUGUACUGUGGUAACUUGAACAAUUCUAUGGCCUUUUUGUUUUUGAUUCUGAUACAUAAUCUUUGUCACAGCAGAAAUUCAUCGUCAAUUCACUAUUUUACCAACAAAUAAAGAUGAUGAAAACCAUAAAAUGCAAAUAUAGCUAGAAUUUAAUUCCAUGUCCU